UCGGUGUGGCCAACUUCUGGGGGAAUUUAAUCACCACUCCUUACGUGGAGUAUGUGAUAUAAACAUAUGAUUGUCCAUUUAUUCAAAAUUACAACAAAUUUAGGGCAAUAACGAUGUGGGUGGGUUCGGGAUCUGAGCCUGAUCCCGGAGGUGGCAAGGGCGAAGAGGGCUCAACAGGUGCCUCCAGCCACCAGGAAUUUAUAGACCUCAAAGAUCAGUUCGAGCAGCAACAGGUUUUAAUAGCACAGCUAAAGGAAAUGUUACGGAAAACCGAAAAUACGAACGUUACCCAAGAAAAAGUGGAGGAAUAUGCCAACACUCUUACACGAAUGAGUGCGCGCGUUAAAAAAAAUCGGCUUCAACGAAGCGAGCAAGGCGAUGAGGGUACCGCCUCGGAAACGCCGGCGUCCGAAAAAAUUAUGUUGUUACGUCAACAGUUGGAAGAAAACAGGUUGCGUUUAGCUGAACGAGGAAAAUUCCAGAAAGGCAUGGAAGAAACGGUGACCCAGUUAAAGGCCCAAUUAGACGAUUCGCAACAACUCAUUAGUUUAACUCCUUUAAAGCCAUCUGUAGCUGACACCCGAACCGAUUACAGUAUUGACACUAGCCACGAAGAAUUGUAUAAUUUACUCUUAAUUAAAGAUAAGAAAAUAACGGAACUAAAUGCCAAAGUACAUAAAUUAGAAGGAAACGUCUUAGACUUACAAGAGAACCUCAAGGAGAAAGACUCGGUGAUUGACGCCCGAACGAAGGCAAUUACUUUAAUGACUGAAAGUCUAAGUAAAAAGGGUAAAAAUACCCUCGACGCUUUGGACGAUACCAAAGAACAGAUGCGUAAAAUGCAAGAGAAUUUUGUCACUUUAGAAAUGGAAAUGAAAGCCGAGAAAGCGGAAUUGGUAAAUCGUCUCGAACAAAAAAUCGCUUUGGUCACCGAGUUACAGUCCGCCAAUUUUACUUUGGAUCGAAGUAACUCGGCCCUCCAGGAAGAUGUUAAGAUCUACCGAUCGAAACUGGAGGAAGUACUCUAUGCAUCCGUCGACAAGGAAACUGGUGCUUUGCAAGAUCCGGUGGAGCUCAGUGAACAGUUAAACGCAAAGAUGGCGGAAAUAUUCGCUCUGAAUGAAGAGAACGCGAUGUUGAAAACGGAAAUUAUCAAGGUAACAUCACACUCGGACAAUUUGCAACCGGAGGUGGAUGCCUUGAGAAAUCGCGUCUCCGAGUUGGAGUCGCUUAACGCGGAAUUGUCGCGGUUGGAGGGCUCGCCGAGGGAUUCCCCGCAACGCGGCAAGAAGGGUAAAAAGGGUCCGAAGGGCAAGGCGAAAGAAGUUGAUCCGCAAAAGGUUAUCGACGGUCUCAAGGACGACUGCGACAAGCACAAGGCGAAGGUAAUGGAACAUGAGCUAACAAUUCAGGAGUUGAACGCAACCGUGGCCGAGUUGCAAGCGGCUAGUCAGUCGGCCCCUGUGGAAACCGAGGAGGUUGCCAAAUUGAAGAAGCAGGUUGACGAGGGUAAUAAAAAUAUGAUCAAAAUUAAGGCGCAACAUAAGAGCAAGUUGAAGGAGUUGAAUAAGAAAAUUGAUGAACUUAAAAAGGGAGCUGCAGGGCAGGAUGGUAUCGUGGAGCAGCAAAAUGAGAUAACUAAAUUGAGGGAGGCCAUUGGAGAGUUGGAGAAGAGCAAGGAGGAAUUGCUUUUGAAAUUGGAAACAGAUUCGUCAAAUACGGAACGUAUUAAGGAAUUGGAGGCACAGCUGUUCGAGCAAUCUGAGUUACUCGAUAACAAGGAAUCACAACUAAAAUCGUACAAAACGGAGUUGCUAUCGCUCAGCGAGCGAUUUAACAAACUCUCCCAAAUCGAAAACGACCAAGUGGCCACCGAAAUGACCUCGAUACACUUCGAAGAACAGCUCGAUAAUUUAGAAUUGGAAAAGAAGGCUCUGAUCGAAAAGAACGACCUAAUCAUGUUGGAAAAGGAGUCGCUUUUGGAGAAAUUGGAGAACCUGGCGACGGAGAAGCAGGAGAUCGCGAGCAAAUUGGAUAGCUACAUGCAGGAGAAUAUGGACCUCAUUGACAAGUUGGAAAAGUUGAGCGCCGAGAAGGUGUCGUCGGCCGAAAGUAUCGAAAUGGUUGAAAAUCUCACGCAGCAGGAGAAGUUAGAGUUGGAGGCCUACCAGCAAAGUUUGGAGUUAAAUUCGGGCGGCGCUAUCGAAACCUUAGAUCCGAAUCCUGAGCUGAAUGAGAGUGUUAAUCAACUUACGGAGGAGACUUGCGACUUGCUUAGGAAAAUUGAGCUGUUUACUGAGGAGAGAAAGGAGGUUAUGGAAAAGAUGGAAACGCUAGCCACCGAAAACAGCCAGUUAAAUAUGAAAGUGCAAGAAAUUGAGAACAACCGAGAUAUUCUGUCUGAGACCUACGAGCAAUUACAAAAUGAGAAGGAGAGCGUCGAGCAGGAGAGAAAUACCCUGAAGCUUUUAGAACAGGAAUUAAAUAACGAAAUUGCCCAACUGAAAAAGGAGAACGAAAUGCUCAAGCAUGAAAUCAAAAGUGGAAGCGAGAACGAACAAGUGAUGUCAUUCGAAACCGUAAUGCCAUUAGAUGACACGAAGGACGCCGAAUUACAGAAACAAAUCGACGAGUCCAGAAGCCUGGUAGAGCUGCAAAAGAGUGAGAUAAAGGAGUUGAAAGCAGAACUGCUGUCGUACAAAGACUUACCGGUGGCGAAUAGGGAGCUGCACGAAAAAAUAACAACUUUAGAAGAGCAAUACGCGGCUCUCAAAUCCGAAAACGACAACCUAAGCAAAACAAUCAAGGAGACUUCGGAAGUGGUCCAAGAGAAGCAUGUAAUGGAAACGGAACUGACGACGGUUCGCAGUCGAAUCGCCGAAUACGACGCGAAACUACGCGAAAACCUUGACGAACUAGAGAACUACAAAGCGAUAAUCGAAGAAAAUCGAGAGGAGCUCAUUUCGAGCUCGAACGUCAUCGCCGAUUUGCAAGAGAAAGUGCAGGAAAAGCAGUCCGAAAUUGGUCAUUAUCAGAACGAGGUGUCACAUUUAAAUUCCGUGAUCGCGGAAUUAAACAGUGCGCUCUCCCACUUGGACUCGGAGAAUCGAAAGAAUAACGAGUACGUCGACACGAUCGAGGCGAUGUCCGGACAGCUUCAGGAGCUCAAGGCGCUCCUCAACGAGAACAUCAAUCAGAUCGAGGUUUACGAGCGGGAGCUGCAGCAGAAUUCCGUUACGAUCGGCAAGCUGAACACUCAGCUGAAGGAGUUGGGCGAGAGACUGCUGGAUAUGGAGCACGAGUUGGCGUGUAAGGAUGACGAAAUAAGCAAACUGAAUAAGGAGAGGGAUAACAAGGAGGUGAUGAUCGUGAAUUUGCAAGAUCAGUUGAGGCAGAAGGAGGAACGGUUUAGGGAGGUUUGCGAGUCGUUAAACGCCAAGUAUCUUACGCUGCAGAGUCAAAUUGAGCAGAAUGCUGGGUCGUUGAGUAACAUAAAGGAUCCAUUAUCAAAAAUAGAAGCCUUAGAAACAAAGAACAAGGAACAACUUGAGAAAAUGAAAAAAAUAGCGGCAAAUUUAAAAAAGAAAACUACCGCCUACUCCGAAUUAGAACUGAAAUGCAAGGAUCUGACCCAAACACUCGAAACGCGAGAGAAAGAGAAACAGUUUUUGCAAGAGAGUAUUGACAACCACGAGGACGAGAUUAAAUCGCAGAUGCAGCAGCUACAAAAUCUGGAGGAAAAAAUGGCCGCCAUCGAAACUUUACUAACGCAAAAAUCGAACGAACUGGACGAGCGCAGUCGCGAAAUAACGACCUUGAAGCAGAACUUCGAGGAAUUGCAGCACGCGAAUCGAGACUUCGAGUCGCAGCUGAACGCGUUGAGAACAGAAACCGAAAUGCAACAUUCGAACGAGAGCAACUUUUUCAACAUCGAAAUCAACGAAAAGAACCAGAUCAUUGAAAAUCUAAAUCGCCUGCUGGAGAGCACGCAGUACCAGGCCGAGACGAACACGAACGCCCUUCAGGCGAAGAUAACCGAAAUGGACAUGGUGGUCGAGAAUCAGGAGACGGAAAUCUCCAAGUUUAAGGAGAAAAUAAAUAAACUGGAGGAGUUCAUAUCGACGAUCGAAGAGCGCCGGCUCUCGCUCGAGAAGCAAACUGUCGAGUUAAAUGCCCAGUUGCUGGAGAAGUCCAACAGUUACGAGGAAAUUUCGCAAGCCGAAGACGUGCUGGAGCGACGACUUGAGGCGCUAACCGCCCACGAUGAGCAGGUGCAGCGACGACUGCACACCGCGGUUGUCGAAAACCAGGAGUUGACGGAACAGAAUCAACGUUUAAUGGAAGAAAAUGACGAACUUAAGCAUCAUCUCAGCGCGGCGACCGAGAAGAACCUUCAAUCCUCGUCGGAUCAAGAGACCUUGGCAAGUUUACAGGGUGAGCUUUCGCACCUUAACGAGGUUAUUGGGCGACUCGAAAACGAAAACAAACAUCUACACGAGAAUUACGAACGGAAACUUGGCGAGAAGGCGGCCGACAUAGAGACGUUAGAAUUGGAACAGCAGAAUCAAGUUGAGCAAAUCGCGCUGGAACGUAAGAGAUUGAUCACGCAAUGCGAGCAAAAAGAAGACGAGCUGAGGGAGUACGUCGAGAAGCAAUCGUUAUACGUUGAAGACAUUAAGAAUUACAAGCAAAAGCUGGAUCAGCAGCAGAGCGAUUUUGAGGAACAGAUAAAGGCGUUUGAGAAACUUAGCGAAGAACAUAGGAAGAACCUGGCGGUUAUGGAAGAUCUCGAUGCGGAGUAUCGAGAGUUGAAAAGUAAAAAUGUGGAGUUUGCGGAUUUAGUUAGGUUGAGGGACGAGGAGGUGCACAAGUUGACGCGUGAAAUGAACGAGCUGAGAAGUCAACUGCAACAGCACAUGGAAAUUAAUUCCGAUCUUGCACAGCAGAAUUCGAGUUUGACUGAUCGAAUUCAAGGGUUGGAGCAGAAACGUGAAGAACCCAAAACUAAAGAACCCGAACCGAUCUCUACGUUUACUUGGUCCGAUUCUACCACCGAUGAUCGCUUUGACUUCGUAAAAAAGGAGGCGGUGGUGGUGGAACCCGUUGCGCAAGAUCUAUUUCAAGCGCCAGUAGAAUCCGAAAACAAAUCUAACGAUACAACCGACGAUUUAACAUUGAAAAUAAAAUCCUUGGAGUUCUUGUUGUACAAUACAGAAAAGGAAAAGGAAGACCUUUCGGUUCAAUGUCGACAGUUAACUACUGAAAUUGCCAGUUUGAUUUACGAGAGGCAAGCUGCUGAAAAUAACAGACCUGUUGUGUGCCACAAAUGUAGGAAGGUAGAAGCCGAAGACGACUUAAAUGAGCAGAUAAUUCCGUCUGAGAAUGUAGCCAUAACUGAAGCUGAUCUAAGACAGCUGCGGCAGGUGGAAUUUCAGCCAACUAAACCGUGCAUUGACACACCCGAUUCAAAAAUACCCGUAACUGAAGACGUGAUUCCACAGACCACCGCCUACUUAUGCUUUCCUUCCGAUUCGCCUCAUGAAGAAAGUGCCGACUUUGCCAGCUCUCUUCACUUAGACACGUUUGAUGAUAACGACGAUGGGUGGGGUUGUGGACCAGAGGAAGCCAAAUUGGAGGAGGUUUACCAACAGCAAACCACCCCUGGCACCUUCAACCAAAAUCUUAAUCUGCACAUCGAAGAAUUAGAUGAGAAAGUGCGCGCUUUAGAAAUGGAACGUGAUCGGCACCUCGAAGAAAUUAAACAAUUACAAAUUAAAUCUGGCAAGCUGAUUAAAAAACUGAAGGAGUACAAAUCGGCAAACGACAAAUUAACAUCUGACAUUAAAAGGUUAGAUUUUGUAGGGCUCGAUGACGCGCUACAAGAUGAACUUCAAUCUCAAAUCGUUCACCUAGAAAAGCGCGUUAAAGAGACCAGCGCGGAGCUACAAAAGGAAAAGACGGAAAAGAGCGGUCUGCUACAGAAGGUGGGUACCCUUCAAGCAAGCAACGAACGUAUGAACGAGCUGAAGGAAAAACAAAACGUCGACUUUAUGAUGCUGCAAAGGCGCAACAACGAGUUGACCGCGAAACUGGAGCAAUUCGAGUGGGGUAACGAAGGCUUUGACUCACCCGCGCAUGCGAAAGCGGAGCCCGCCUCGACGUCCGUCGAUUCGUACGCGGCAAAGAUUGAGGAGCUAAACGAGACGAUUAAAGAGUUAACUCUCGAUAAUGAGGAGUUGCAAACAAUGCUCGAGGAGCAGAGGCUGCUGCGGCUUAAUGCCGAGAAAACUAAAGCAGUCGAACCCGAUCCGGCUAAUAUGAAAACCGAAGACGAAUACCUGAAGGUCGUAGCGGAGUGCAGGUCGCUUAACGAUCAGUUGCUGUCAAGUUUAGAGGACAAGAAAAGCAUGCAAGAGGAGCUAAACAGUUUAAUAAAAGUGAAGGCCGAAUUGGAGAUCGAUCACGAACGGUUAAGCAAGGAGAAGGCCGAUCUCGACGUGCAACUGUCGCAAAUCCGUUUAACACUCGAAAAUAAGGAGCGGCAAGGUCACGAAAAUCAAGCCACCGCGCAGACAGAACUGGAGGAGGCAAGGCGAAGAAUUUUGGAAUUGGGCGAUCAAGUGGACGGUCUCGACAAGGAAUUGCAGUCGAAAAUUCUGCGGUUGGAGGAGGUCGAGGAAACUGUGAGAUCCAUAACGGAAGAGAAGAGUGAAUUGGCGAGGCGAGUAGAAGAAAGGGACGCGGAAUUAAGUGAGCUAAAGGCGCUUUGUGCGGACAGUGAAGGCAGAAAGGCGGGACUGGAGGAGGUGUCGCGGCAGGUACAGCGGCUGACCGACGAGAAGGGGACGCUUUUCGAACAAGUGAGAUUGCAAGGGGAGGAGCUCGCGGAGAAAUCGAGGCGAUUAGAUGAAGCGGAUUUGGAGAGAGCCACAUAUCAAUCGUCUCUUGAGAAAUUGGCAGAGGAAUGGAGGCAGAGAGUCGACCAGAGGGGUAGCGACGUUGCCGAGAGCUGGAAGUUACAUUUGGAAGCUCAAGAAACGGAGUUUUCGCAGGUUCAGGGUCAGUUACGAAAAGAGAUUAGUGACCUUGAAGAAAAAGUGAACAUACUCGUCAAUGAAAACAACGAACUGCGACGAAAUGUGGAUGCGGAAAUCAAAAAUGAGGUUGAUAAAAUGUCGGCUCUCCAACAGUACAUCAACGAAUUAACGCAUUCGUUGCAAGAAUGUCAAGCGAAGAUUAGCGAACAGGAGCGGCAAUUGACAGAGUCUGCGCAAUGCUAUAGCCAAAUACAAGAGAAGGAUAGCGAAAUUGCAGAACUUAGGUCCUUACAAAUUGAGCGCGAUGACAAAAUUGAGGAGCUCAACAAACAAUUGGAAUCUGUACAGCGGCAGUUGGACGAACACGUGGAGCUCAAAGCGAAUUUAGAAAACGAGCUAGUAGCUAAGGAGGCUGCUAACGAACGACUUAUGUUAGAUACUCAGCAAAAGGACACGAAUCUGUCUGAAAUUCAGAACGACAAACGCAUCCUAGAGAGUGAAAUCACAACCUUAAAAUCGCAAAUGGAGGACAAACUGCGGGCCGUUGAUCUCUUGACAACUCAAAUAAAAACGUAUAACGCAAACGCCGACGACAAGGAUCAUCGAAUUGCCGAUCUCACCAAUCAGCUUCUUCAGCUCACUGCGUUAUCGGACGAAAAUCGUCGCCAAAUUGCCGAUCUUCUUUCGGAAGUCGACAGGUACAAACAAGCGAAGGAAGCUCUCGAAUCGAAAGACAGUGCUCUAACCCUCCAACUUGGCAACCUCAAGGUUUUGAUUAACGAAAAGGAGAAGGAGUUUGAGUCGUUGUCUCAACAGUACUUGCAGAACGAAUCUGAGCUUAAACUGCAUUAUGACAAUCAACUCCGCUCCAAGGAUUCGGAAUUGGAAAUUGCAAACGCUCGACUGCUCCAACACGCGCAAAGCAAUGAAGCGUUUGCCGAACAGCAGUCGCAAUUGAACGCGCUCGUUGCGGAACGCGACGAGCUGCGGCGGAAGUUAGCGGAAGAGGAGGCGUUGAGCGGCGAGGAAAACAAGCAGCUGAACGAUCUCAGGGCGAUCAUCGAAGAUCAGGUGCUCAAAAUUGAAGAGCAGAAGCGCGAACUGUACGAGAAGAGUAAGGAUUACGACAGCCUCAUCGCCGAGCUGGAUUUGAGGAAGCCGAGCGUUAACGUGCACCAAUCGGAGCCGGUUUAUCCGGAGCGCGAGUCCGCCAGCGACAACCCGGAGAUUUUCGAGCCGACAAGUCGCGCCGAGUUGGAUCUCGCGCUGUAUAUGCUGCAUCAACGCGAUGUUAGAUGCGAGGAGCUCACUGUCGAGCUGAUGCAGUUGUUAGAGGAGCGCGAUACGCUACAGUUGAAGCUGUCAAACGCGAUCAGGGAGAGGGAGGAGCUUCGACGGAAGUACACGCCCGAGCUGCUGUCGGAGUCGGUAAGCGAAGAGCCUUUGACACCCACUAAACAGUCUAUACCCGCAUUCGUUGAACUUGCCAAAGCCGAUGAUACGACUCCUUUAGCGAAUAAAUUGUCCCAGUUAAAAUCGGUCGGCUACAGAAAGGAUAAAACACUGCUAGACGAGCAAGAGCAGAGGCAACUUUUGCAGCUGUCACUUAUGCAGCAACAUCGUGAGGUUGCCUCGAGACUGCCCCCGGAAGCCGCCGCUAAAUUAGUGCAGGACGCCAGCUAUACUUUAUCUCGAGAUGUGCAGAGUCCUCCGAAAGUUCUGCUGAAUUGGCUCUGGGGUAAAAGCACGCCGAAAGUGAAUGAGAUUUAGGUAAUUUUGUUAAUUUUUGUACAAUAUUUUUAAAGGUGCCUUUAUAAGUUCUUGUUGUGAUAGUUACGCGUCUGUGUAAAUUGCAUUUUAUUUUAUCGAGCGUGUUAGGUGCAUGUGUGCAAGUUUUUUGUAAAGUUUUGUACAAUUUUUAGGUUAGGCUAGGUAUAUAUAGAAAUUGUACAAUAAAUAAAACGGCGGUUA
This is a messenger RNA of Photinus pyralis (common eastern firefly), 9008 nucleotides long. Its product is annotated as protein lava lamp. The record is from RefSeq and is a predicted model, not a curated record. Lineage: Eukaryota; Metazoa; Arthropoda; Insecta; Coleoptera; Lampyridae. The transcript is spliced from 10 exons. Bases 114 to 8807 code for a protein of 2897 amino acids.